Molecule: messenger RNA, 5713 nt
Organism: Thamnophis elegans (Western terrestrial garter snake)
Lineage: Eukaryota; Metazoa; Chordata; Lepidosauria; Squamata; Natricidae
Gene: RAVER2
Product: ribonucleoprotein, PTB binding 2
Exons: 14
Coding region: 376-2565 (729 amino acids)
Molecular function (GO): RNA binding
Source: RefSeq, a predicted model, not a curated record
CUCCCUAGCCUACGAAUCCAAAGUCCCCGGAUAACUCAAGAGCUGGCUAGCGGGAUUUCUAAAGGGAGGCGGGAAGAGCUUCAUCCUUUUCGCAGCGACCGACGCGCGGGAUCCCUUCGCCCCUCAAGCAUCCCUCCCGGGCAAGAGCUAGAAACGAAAGCGCGCCCAGGAACUUCAAAACCCGGGCAGAGAGGGCGCGCGAGCCCAGUCCUCCUCGCGCUUCCUUUGUGUCCCAGGCGGCUGCGGCUGACCACCGCCGGCUGCGGAGCUUUCCUUGCCCCUCCCGCUCCGACCAGCCCGCCCUGGCUCCCCUCCCGCCCACCGGCUUCCCCUGCCCUGGCGGAGGGAGAACGUGUUCGCCUCUGGGCCGUCAAGAUGGCGGCAUCGGCGGGGUCCGGCGGCCCCGGGGAGCCCGACCUGGGGGCGAGUGGGGAGCCCCGCGCUCUCUCCCCGGAGGAGAUCGCCCGCCGGCUGCAGAGCACAAGGCGGGAACUGAGUAACAGGCGCAAGAUACUGCUGAGGAACCUGCCCGCCGAAAGCAGCAGCCAGGAAAUCCAUGAGUUAUUAAAAGACUUUGAGCUGAAGUAUUGCUAUGUGGACAAACAUAAAAGAACAGCUUUUGUUACUCUGUUGAAUGGGGACCAAGCUCAGAGUGCAAUACGGCUAUUUCACCAACAUUCCCUCCGAGGAAAAGAAAUAUCACUGCAGCUUCAGCCAACCGAUGCCCUGCUCUGCAUUACCAAUUUGCCCCCUUUCUAUACGUUGCAAGAGUUUGAAGAGCUAGUGCGACCUUAUGGGAAUGUUGAAAGACACUUCUUGGUAUACAGUGAAGUCACGGGCUAUUCCAAGGGCUAUGGUUUUGUGGAAUACAUGAAAAAGGAUUCUGCAGCAAAGGCUAGGUUGGACCUUCUUGGCAAACCAUUAGGUGAAAAUGUCCUUUUUGCACAAUGGAUGGAUGCUAAUCAAAUAACUGCAGAACUCAUACAUUCAAAAUGCCUUUGUGUGGAAAACCUUCCUAUAGACUAUACUGGUGAUGACCUCUUGCAAAAUUUCUCAACUAAUUAUAAGCCUGUGUUCUACCAACUUGCUCAGGAUGAAGACAGCUCCGUUGGUGGCUUUGCAGUAAUUGAGUAUGAGACAGCAGAACAAACAGAGGAAGUGCAGGAAAGCACAGAUGGUUUGACUAUCAACGAAAAAAGAGUCCACGUGUCUUAUUGUGCUCCUGGAGCUCCUGGCCGCAGUACUCUUGCUACACUUAUAGCAGCACAACGAAUGAUGAAAAACAAUCAAAAAGGAUUACUUCCAGAACCAAAUGCUGUGCAAAUCAUGAACAGCUUAAAUACUCCAGGCAUGUUGCAGAUGUUGUUACGGCAUCAGAUGCAUGGAUGUGCUAAUAAAUUUGUCCUAGGAGCUCCCAUGAAUGUGCCUCACCUUGUAAAUCCAUCAGUCGGUCCAGCCUUUUUGCAUUUGAAUAAAAUUCAUCAGGGUCCUGUUUUUGGAAAUGCAUCAAAUUUGUUGCUACAAAAUUUAUCACAUCUACAUAUGGCACCACUAUCAAAGAUUGAGAAUAUACAACCUAAUAGUAAACCAAGUUUGCUUGGAGAGCCUCCAGCUAUGUUGCUUCAAACAAUGUUAGGAAUGGGGCCUUUACCACAAGUGGCCACGGACAUGGGGAGCCAAGGGGAACCAUUAUCUCAUCAGACUCCAGGUUCAACAGCGAUGGCAGCAGGGAUGGGCUUACUGCCAUUCUUCCCUAACCAGCAUGUAAUUGGGCAAGCAGUGCCAAGGCAAACUAACACCCAAGAGAAGUUGCCAUCUUCACUGGGACUGACAGAAGGCACCGGCUCUGCAUCACAAGGAUAUCUGCAGAGCUUAGGAAGCCUUCAGGGAGGACAACUGCAAUCACAGAACCAGCCAAAGAAUACUGACUCAAGCAUUGGUAGUUGUUCCAAAAAUCAAACCUCUCUACUUGGAGAACCUCCUAAGGAAAUACACCUCAGCACAAAUCCCUACUUGAACUUGGCAAGUGUUCUACCUUCUGUGUGUCUUUCAGGAGCAGUCCCCAACAAAGCUAAUAAUACUAAGUCGCAAUCUGUAGCUGCAAGUAACUCAAUCAACAGUGUAAAUGCUCAGGGAAACACACCACAGCAUGCAGUGGAAAACUCUUUUAACUAUGCACGGCAGUAUAAUGAUUACACACAGGAUUCAGUCCAGCAGUGGUAUCAACAAUAUGCUCAGGCAUACCAUAGCAUUCAAACUAAAGUAGGAGACUUAGAAAGCAGUGGCUCAGACGAAUCCAAUGGAGGAGUUUAUGGUGAUUAUGGUACCUAUUUACAGGUUAUGCCUUCAUAUUAUGCUGCAGCUCAAGGAUUCUUCCAUCCAAGCGUCUUGCCGUUUACACCUCAAAAUCCCCUGAAGAUGACGCCAAUGAAAAAUGAAAAGCGGAGCUCUUCAUACCUCAUCACAAAUCCAGAAGACAAUCCAGUGGAAUAUGUUGGCCCACAUACUCAGGGCUCCGGAAUGCAUUAUACAGAACUGUACCUUAAAAGAAAGCGUGUCUAUUAAGAUUUCUAUCUAAUUGAAAUCAAAAUCACUUUUUGUGGCAUUCUUGCCACUGUUCUCUUUUAAUAUAUAUAAAUAUAUUGUAGAUAACAUGUGCAAUAGUAUUGCAGAAAUUAGUUUUGAUAAGGAAAAAUGGUAUGGGGAAGAAGCUCUUGUCUUGUGGAUUAAUUUUUGUUGUUGUUUGGGCUGACAGUAACGUGUUUAGAAGAACAGCAAUGCUAUGGUGUGAGAGCUACUCUCAAAACAAUGAAAUAAUGGAAUUUUCCAAAUGUCUUGCUGAGAAACUGCAUUCAUACCCUUAAAAAGCAAUAAUGCUGGUCAGUGAUAUUACAAGAAGUCUCUGAUUACUUAGUCCUUGAUUGAAUAAGAUUCGUGUAUAAUUCUUUUUUCUGUUUCACAAUAAUAAUACACUCUUAUUGAGAUGAUUGGGUUUAGAUUUGCAACUUUCAAAUGUAAAUAAAAUUAAGCAACUCUCCUAGCAGUAAGUUAGGAAAAUGUCAAGAUACACAUGUCUUAUUGAAAAUAACAUUGUUGAAAUAUAAAGUAUGUUAUGACAAACUUUCUGUGGAACUGAAGGACUGAAACUAGAUUUAUGUUUGUAGAUGUUGGCCUUUAGAAUUAUAAGUUCUAAACCUAGAGACAAUAUUUAAACACAUUUUCAAAUAUAGUGUGUAUGAAUACAUACACACACACACACAUAUAUAUAUAUAUAUAUAUAUCCUAUUGGAGCUGAAUUUAUUACAGUCACUUGCAUUUAAUUAAAAGAAUAUGCUUUCCAGAUGGUUCUUGCAAACACCUGAUUUAUCUCACUGCCAACUUGGAAAUUCUGGAGAUGUUCCCCAGAAGUAAUAUUCUGUACAUACUUGAAACAUUUCUGUUGAUAUGCUAUCUUUUAUUUCUAACUUGUCUACUUGUGAGUGAAAAUGUGCUUGAAACAGGCUUAUUUACCCCAGUGUGCUCACAGUCUUGAGAACUGUAAUAUGACUGUAAUAUGGCUUUACCAUAAAACUAAAUGUGUUUAAAUCUGAUUGAAAUAUUUAUUAGGGUUGUGUCACUGAGUUCAAUAGCAGCUUAAUUGCUGCAAGCUGCUGUUCUGUAGAAUUAGACCUGUCAUAUUUUGACACUAAGCAAUGGGUUUUGGUUGUAUGCUCCUGGAAAAAGGAAGCCACUUCUGAAAGGAUGACGCCACUUCUAUAUUUAUGUAUUGGUUUCAUUACAUUUCCAAUACCUUUCGACCAAUCAAGCUCUUGAUAAAUAAACGGACAUGUAAAUGUUCUUAUACGUCUAAAUAGUUUAGUCCACUUUGCUUAUAUAGGAAGAGGUUAAAUCAGCUGAAGAAUGUACAUAUUUAGCUUUUUUUACCCGCAAUAAUGUUAUCGCCAUUUCAAGAGCCAUGUAGCCAGUACUAUCCAAAGAUGUUUCUGCAGUCAUGUAGGCAACAUGGCAUUAUGGUGCACUGUUACCUCCCCCCCCCCCCGGAAGAUGAACCCUAUUCAUCUCACAUUUGCAUGUUUUCAAACUGCUAGGUUGACAGGAGAUAGUGCAAGGACAGAUGCUCAUCCACAAGCCCAGUGUCUUAGUCGCUGAGCCAUCAUGCUGUAAAAGUAAUUCAGUAGAACUAGACUGAAUUUCCAGCAUGUAUCCAGUAGAUAAUAUCCAACAGUUCUUUAUGAAAUAGUAUAUGCAGCACCCUUACACCAGUGGCUUCUAUGAAAACUUUUAUUUUAACAAAUCCCUACGCUGCUUUUUGUCAAAAUUAACAAUUGCAGGCAUUCAAGUUGAUACGCAUGAAUAUAUAUAUUCAUAUAUAUUUUUGCGUUCUUUCUGAUCUUAUUACACAUAGCCCAGUGAGUCAUGAUUGGGAGCCCCUAUAAAUAAUAAAUAACAAAUAAAUGAAUAAAAUGGACAGCAAUCAGGGAAAUGGACAUGAAGAUGACAAAACAUAAAAAUGGCCAACUGAGAUGGAUUAAUCCCUUCAAAGCACACAGAGUAUAGGCUUCAGCGCGAAGUCUUUAUUUGGAACAUUUUUUUAAAAAAUGGAUGAACAUUUCUGAAUAAAAUCAAGAGGGUUUUGUUUAAUAAAGAAUAACAAAGUGCAUAUAGAAUAUUUAUAGAUUACAUAAAAGAACAAGCAAUUUGAAAGAUGGGUUAGCAUUAAAAUUACAUUUUACAUUAUUGCAAAUCCUGAAUUACUCUGUAAAUGCAAUAUUUUAUUUUAGGAAAGAAGUUUCCUUUUAAAGAAGAAUGCCCCUUACUUUAUUUUUUUUAAUCUAAAAAAGAUUUAUGAACUGAUAGCGAAAAGGACAAUCUGGUAAAUCCAGUAUCAUGGCUCUUUUCCAUGUACAUGUAUAUUGCCAUUUUCCUUCAACUAAAAGUAUAGAAGGGAUCUGGUUUAUUUAGAUUAAACGGAUUGGGUUAGAUCUACUUAGAAUUGACCAAUGAAAUCAAAAGUCUUUCUUUAACCGUGAUUAAAUCUGGAUCCAGCUCACAAGCUUUCCAAAUCUGUAAAGUUCUGACUAUUUUCUUUAUAAACUGCAGGUAAAAUACAUACAUUAUUGUUGAAUAAUGUAUUGUAUCAUAUUUGAUCUGUGGCAACAUCCUUGUGCAGAAGGGGUGUUGCAGUUCAGAAUAAAAGAUACACACAGGUCACUUCUCUGGGUAGCUGCUUAAUUUGUUGGUAUGUCUUAUGACAUUUGCUAAAAAUAUUAUCAGGCAUGAGGUGUGUCACUUCAAUAUUGACAUAAUGCUUUUCCAUUUACCUAUUAUUUGCCUCACAUAUAAAAGAUCGGUGUAUAAAAAUCCUGCAUUCUGCAUAAGAGUCAGAACACCUACUGUAUAUAAAAAAAUUCAAAUUUCCCUUCAUAGUAAAAGGAGCGACCAUUGGCAUUUGACCAUGGCCCAAAUAUCCUAAUUCAACAUUCUUCCCCCAACCAAAAAUAACAAAUUUAAACAGACGAUUUCCUUAGCUUUCCAUUUAAGGGGAUGUCAAUAAACGAAAACAUCAAAUAACGUGCUAGGGAUGAAUGACUAGCAGAAGUCUCGGCUCUAUACAUGUGAUGGAGGCUAGGAGGCACCAAGCAUAUAGGAGACAAGUUUACAAAAUACACAAUAUACAAAAAGAAAUAGGCUGGGAUGUAAAGAACUAGUGAAU